Knipowitschia caucasica is the source of this 2685-nucleotide messenger RNA. NCBI's taxonomy places the organism in Eukaryota, Metazoa, Chordata, Actinopteri, Gobiiformes, Gobiidae. The record is from the annotation of a GenBank genome assembly.
AUGAAUCAAACUGAUGGUGUUCAUAAAUGUGGGAGUCUUAACAACAGUCUUCCUCGAGGCUUACCCUGGUCCUCUCUCUCUUUCUCCUCCACAGCUCUGAGAGACGAGAGGUACCAGUUGGUCACGUUCACGUCUCGGCUCCUGCGCAUCAGCGUGGCCAACGUGAGCGUGUCGGACGAAGGCGGGUUUUACUGCCAGCUCUACACGGACUCCACGCACCACCAGGCCGCGGCGCUCACGGUGCUGGUGCCUCCGGACACGCCCGCGGUGGAGGUGAAGCAGGACGCCGUGGAGGGCGGAGAGUCCGAGCUAACCUGCGUGUCGCCCAGGAGCAAGCCGGCCGCCACGCUCAAGUGGAUGCGCAACGGACGAGAGAUACCAGAGGUCGCUUUGAAUGUGGUGGAGGGAUACCAGGUGAAAGAGGUCGCUUUGAAUGUGGUGGAGGGAUACCAGGUGAAAGAGGUCGCUUUGAAUGUGGUGGAGGGAUACCAGGUGAAAGAGGUCGCUUUGAAUGUGGUGGAGGGAUACCAGGUGAAAGAGGUCGCUGUGAAUGUGGUGGAGAGAUACCAGGUGAAAGAGGUCGCUUUGAAUGUGGUGGAGGGAUACCAGGUGAAAGAGGUCGCUUUGAAUGUGGUGGAGGGAUACCAGGUGAAAGAGGUCGCUUUGAAUGUGGUGGAGGGAUACCAGGUGAAAGAGGUCGCUGUGAAUGUGGUGGAGAGAUACCAGGUGAAAGAGGUCGCUUUGAAUGUGGUGGAGAGAUACCAGGUGAAAGAGGUCGCUUUGAAUGUGGUGGAGAGAUACCAGGUGAAAGAGGUCGCUUUGAAUGUGGUGGAGAGAUACCAGGUGAAAGAGGUCGCUUUGAAUGUGGUGGGGAGAUACCAGGUGAAAGAGGUCGCUUUGAAUGUGGUGGAGGGAUACCAGGUGAAAGAGGUCGCUUUGAAUGUGGUGGAGGGAUACCAGGUGAAAGAGGUCGCUUUGAAUGUGGUGGAGGGAUACCAGGUGAAAGAGGUCGCUUUGAAUGUGGUGGAGGGAUACCAGGUGAAAGAGGUCGCUUUGAAUGUGGUGGAGGGAUACCAGGUGAAAGAGGUCGCUUUGAAUGUGGUGGAGGGAUACCAGGUGAAAGAGGUCGCUGUGAAUGUGGUGGAGAGAUACCAGGUGAAAGAGGUCGCUUUGAAUGUGGUGGAGAGAUACCAGGUGAAAGAGGUCGCUUUGAAUGUGGUGGAGGGAUACCAGGUGAAAGAGGUCGCUUUGAAUGUGGUGGAGGGAUACCAGGUGAAAGAGGUCGCUUUGAAUGUGGUGGAGGGAUACCAGGUGAAAGAGGUCGCUUUGAAUGUGGUGGAGGGAUACCAGGUGAAAGAGGUCGCUGUGAAUGUGGUGGAGAGAUACCAGGUGAAAGAGGUCGCUUUGAAUGUGGUGGAGAGAUACCAGGUGAAAGAGGUCGCUUUGAAUGUGGUGGGGAGAUACCAGGUGAAAGAGGUCGCUUUGAAUGUGGUGGAGGGAUACCAGGUGAAAGAGGUCGCUUUGAAUGUGGUGGAGGGAUACCAGGUGAAAGAGGUCGCUUUGAAUGUGGUGGAGGGAUACCAGGUGAAAGAGGUCGCUGUGAAUGUGGUGGAGAGAUACCAGGUGAAAGAGGUCGCUUUGAAUGUGGUGGAGGGAUACCAGGUGAAAGAGGUCACUGUGAAUGUGGUGGAUGGAUACCAGGUGAAAGAGGUCGCUGUGAAUGUGGUGGAGAGAUACCAGGUGAAAGAGGUCGCUGUGAAUGUAGUGGAGAGAUACCAGGUGAAAGAGGUCGCUGUGAAUGUAGUGGAGAGAUACCAGGUGAAAGAGGUCGCUUUGAAUGUAGUGGAGAGAUACCAGGUGAAAGAGGUCGCUGUGAAUGUGGUGGAGAGAUACCAGGUGAAAGAGGUCGCUUUGAAUGUGGUCGUGGGGAGAUACCAGGUGAAAGAGGUCGCUGUGAAUGUAGUGGAGAGAUACCAGGUGAAAGAGGUCGCUGUGAAUGUAGUGGAGAGAUACCAGGUGAAAGAGGUCGCUGUGAAUGUAGUGGAGAGAUACCAGGUGAAAGAGGUCGCUGUGAAUGUAGUGGGGAGAUACCAGGUGAAAGAGGUCGCUGUGAAUGUAGUGGAGAGAUACCAGGUGAAAGAGGUCGCUUUGAAUGUAGUGGAGAGAUACCAGGUGAAAGAGGUCGCUGUGAAUGUAGUGGAGAGAUACCAGGUGAAAGAGGUCGCUGUGAAUGUAGUGGAGAGAUACCAGGUGAAAGAGGUCGCUGUGAAUGUAGUGGAGAGAUACCAGGUGAAAGAGGUCGCUGUGAAUGUAGUGGGGAGAUACCAGGUGAAAGAGGUCGCUGUGAAUGUAGUGGAGAGAUACCAGGUGAAAGAGGUCGCUUUGAAUGUGGUCGUGGGGAGAUACCAGGUGAAAGAGGUCGCUGUGAAUGUAGUGGAGAGAUACCAGGUGAAAGAGGUCGCUGUGAAUGUAGUGGAGAGAUACCAGGUGAAAGAGGUCGCUGUGAAUGUAGUGGAGAGAUACCAGGUGAAAGAGGUCGCUUUGAAUGUGGUCGUGGGGAGAUACCAGGCUGCGGCGCUCACGGUGCUGGUGCCUCCGGACACGCCCGUGGUGGAGGUGAAGCAGGAUGCCGUGGAGGGCGGGGAGAUACAUACCCCAGCUUUAAGACAGUAUGUCAUUUUCUAA